This is a messenger RNA of Nipponia nippon (crested ibis), 591 nucleotides long. RefSeq names its product membrane integral NOTCH2 associated receptor 2 (gene MINAR2). The record is from RefSeq and is a predicted model, not a curated record. Lineage: Eukaryota; Metazoa; Chordata; Aves; Pelecaniformes; Threskiornithidae.
AUGGACUUCUCCGUUUUGCCAAACAACAACCAUCCUGAUAAAUUCCUGCAACUGGAGGUGAAGUCUCUAGAGAAAAACUCUGCCUUUCUACAAGCCAGCCUGGCAAAAUUCCCAGAAGCAGCUUUACCUGGCGUGCAGCGGUGGCACAACAGGGUCUAUUUACAGAGAGAAAAGAGAAAUGUCACCGAGCUGCCGGGCUUAGGCUUAAAUAAGGUCAGUCAAGAAAUGAUAGACAAAGCCCUUGGGAAACAUAUUACACCCAUCACCCUGAAAUCGACAAUCAAAAGCAACCCCUUGUAUAGUGAUACCCAGCUGGAUGACAACUGGGAGGAGAAGAAAAAGACCCCUUCCUGGACCGUGCAAGACUACGACAGGCACUCACUGCACUCUAACUUGGCCAGCCACAUAAAGGAAAAUCCUAAUGAUCUACAGUUCUGGAUGGGGGAUAUUUAUACUCCUGGGUAUGAUACCUUGUUAAAAAAGAAAGAGAGAGAAAAAAAGCAUUCCAAAUGUUGCCGAAUCAUCCUGCUCAUGGUAAUAGCUGUUUGCAUCCUGAUUACCAUAGUCACGCUCAGCGUUUUUCUUACUUAG